This is a messenger RNA of Carassius auratus (goldfish), 2016 nucleotides long. RefSeq names its product erythroblast NAD(P)(+)--arginine ADP-ribosyltransferase-like. Lineage: Eukaryota; Metazoa; Chordata; Actinopteri; Cypriniformes; Cyprinidae. The transcript has 3 exons. The coding region runs from base 130 to 966 and encodes 278 amino acids. The record is from RefSeq and is a predicted model, not a curated record. Gene Ontology annotation, molecular function: NAD+-protein-arginine ADP-ribosyltransferase activity; NAD+ poly-ADP-ribosyltransferase activity.
UCAGAAGCUCCUCUUGAACCUCGGGACUGAGAGUAGCGGAGAAGUGCAAAGUCUGAGGAACAAGUUACUGUGCAUCUUUUUCGUUAUAUCAUAUCUUGUAGUGCGUCUAAAAGAUUUGACUAAAUCGAGAUGCUGCUGAUCAUCGAAGCUCUUCUUCUCAUUUCAGCCGCUCUAGAACAGGGUCACAGAGCUGCUGCUGAAGGACUGAUCUAUCCAUUCAACAUGGCACUGAACUCAGUUGAUGACCAGUAUGAUGGAUGUACAGAAGAAAUGGCUCACCUGGUGAUGACAGAAUACCUAGAGAAGGAACUCAACAACUCAGUUGCAUUUAAAACAGCUUGGCAAGAAGCUGAAAACAACACCUCGGCCGCCAAAGAAGACUUGACAGAGAACCAUUUAAUUGCUAUUUACGUGUACACUGAUAAAGAAGUAUACCGUGAGUUCAAUAACGCUGUCCGCAGAGAGAAAGACAAAUACAAAAACAUGACAUACCCAUGGUAUUCCCUUCAUUUUCUGUUAACUGAGGCGAUACAGCUUCUGAAGAAAACACAGCAAGGCUGUAAGUCGACUUAUCGUGGGACAGAUGUUGAGUUUGAUACAGAUGUUCUGAACGCAGAGGUCCGUUUCGGCUCUUUUACAUCCUCGUCUCUCAAUCGUACAGUAGCUGAAGGUUUCGGAGAUGUGUUUUGUUUUGAAAUCUACACUUGUGAAGGUGCCGAGGUGGCAAGUUAUUCGAAGUUUCCUGACGAGGACGAGGUGCUGAUUCCUCCGUACGAGACGUUUAAAGUCGCUGCUGUCAGGAACAGGACAGAUCAGAAGGAUCUCUGGUGCCAAACUGUGUUCACGCUGGAAAGCUCGGGGAAAAGCAGCGACCUGAACUGUAGGCUGUUCAACAAUGGAAACCACGUCACUGGUUUUAGUGUUUUACUAAUUUUAACAUUACUUUGCAAAAUGUUUACCUGCUGACUUGCAGAUACUGUAUGUUUCCUGUUGAUGAACUUUGAAUUGCUUGUCAGAUUUAACUUGGGGACAGUUGAUACAACUUUUCAUAACAUGAACUGAAUUUGGUUUUCUGAAUUUGAGUUAAAGACACCUGAAUACUUUUCUUUUUAUAUAUAGAUUUUACACCUCUGUUCUUGUUUCAUGUGCACAUUGAGAAUAUUUUCUAUUUAUCCAGAAAGAAGGGAAGUGAAUUGUCAUACUACGACAAUAAAUUUCCUUAUUAAAUUAAGUAGGCCAGUUUAAAACAAACUCAUUUAGGCACUUGACAAUAAACACAAAACACAAGAAAGUGCAUGCUCUUAUAAAGGCCAAAUGGACAGACAGAUAAGAAUAAAUAAAUAAAAUCAUGUCGCCUAAUUUGAAUUCUGAACAUUCAUAUAGUAAAAAAGAAAGUCUGAAGGCCAGUUUCUGUACUUACAAAUAUUACCUUGAUUAUGAAAACAUAUUUUCCACCAUCUUUGGACAGAAAAACAAAACAUAAACAGAGUAAAUGGUCACAAUGCUGUGAACCUGUUGUUUAUUGACACUGAUUUGAAAAUAACUGUUUUUAUUAGUUGUACUUGUAUAUUCGUUUAAAUUAAAAUUCAAAAUGUUCCUAACAAGCAUUUAUUAAUAAAUACUUUAAUUAAAUGAUUAACUUAACCACAAAAGAUGACAAGGUACCAUAAAUACAGUACAUAACAAAAAUAUUUUGUGACCGUUUUUAAAACCACAAUUCAACACAGUUUAAUACUUUAUGGUGCUUUAUGAACUUUAUCACACAUCAAAAUGACUGAAACUGAAAAAAGUCGAAUGUUAAUAAAUGAAACCAAAUGUAAAAUAUUAAUGAAAGCACUAAAAAUGAUCUCAGUGAUGCAAGACUGUAAAUGUGCUUCACUAUGGUAGAGUCUGCUAUACUGCAAUCAGGAUUUUUACCGACUACCGUAUUUUUCAGACUAUAAGUCGCACCUGAGUAUAAGUCGCAUCAGUCCAAAAAUACGUCAUGAUAAGGGAAAAAAAACAUAUAUAAGUCAC